Messenger RNA from Bufo bufo (common toad), 1708 nucleotides. RefSeq names its product histidine--tRNA ligase, cytoplasmic-like. Bases 47 to 1582 code for a protein of 511 amino acids. Gene Ontology annotation, cellular component: mitochondrion. The record is from RefSeq and is a predicted model, not a curated record. Gene Ontology annotation, molecular function: ATP binding; histidine-tRNA ligase activity; identical protein binding. Gene Ontology annotation, biological process: mitochondrial translation; histidyl-tRNA aminoacylation. The transcript is spliced from 13 exons. Lineage: Eukaryota; Metazoa; Chordata; Amphibia; Anura; Bufonidae.
CUGCGCAUGCGCGGCGGACGGCGCCGGCUUCUUGUGUGCUGUAAGCAUGGCGGAUAGAGCUGGGCUGGAGCAGGCGGUAGCGCAGCAGGGAGAGAAGGUGCGGAAACUGAAGCAAGAAAAGGCCAGCUCGGAGCAGAUUGCAGAAGAAGUUGCAAAACUCUUGGAGCUAAAGGCACAGUUGGGCCCGGAUGAUGGAAAACACAAGUUUGUUCUCAAGACCCCUAAGGGCACAAGGGAUUAUAAUCCUAAACAGAUGGCCAUUCGAGAGAAGGUUUUCAACACAAUUAUCAACUGUUUUAAGCGCCACGGUGCUGAGACCAUUGACACUCCUGUAUUUGAGCUGAAGGAAACAUUAACAGGAAAAUAUGGAGAAGACUCUAAGCUUAUAUACGACCUGAAAGAUCAGGGUGGUGAAUUGCUCUCUCUACGUUAUGAUCUUACUGUUCCAUUUGCUCGUUAUUUGGCAAUGAACAAGAUUACCAACAUUAAGCGUUACCAUAUUGCUAAAGUCUACAGAAGGGACAACCCAGCUAUGACCAGAGGCCGCUACAGAGAAUUCUACCAAUGUGACUUUGACAUUGCUGGACAGUAUGACCCAAUGAUUCCUGAUGCUGAGUGUCUGAAGAUUGUGCAUGAAAUCCUGAGUGCGCUGGAUUUGGGAAAGUUUCUGAUUAAGGUGAAUGACAGGAGAAUUUUGGAUGGAAUGUUUGCAGUAUGUGGUGUACCGGACGUAAAAUUUCGCACAAUUUGCUCUUCGGUGGACAAAUUAGAUAAGACCCCGUGGGAAGAGGUGAAGAAUGAAAUGGUGGGAGAGAAGGGACUUGCAUGUGAGGCUGCUGAUCAGAUUUGGGAAUAUGUCCAAAAUAAUGGAGGAUUGGAUCUGAUUGAGAAGCUUUUGAAGGAUCCCAAGCUCUCACAGAACAAGCAGGCACUAGAAGGACUGAAUGACAUGAAGAUCCUCUUUCAGUACUUGGAACUGUUUGGAGUUACUGAUAAGGUUUUGUUUGACCUCAGCUUGGCCCGUGGUCUGGAUUAUUAUACAGGCGUCAUUUAUGAAGCGGUUCUGAUUCGGGAUCAAGGGGAGCAACAGCAACAGAAUGAUCACACAGAGGAAUCAGUCAAUGUCGGCAGUGUAGCCGGAGGUGGACGUUAUGAUGGUUUGGUGGGGAUGUUUGAUCCAAAGGGCAGGAAAGUUCCGUGUGUGGGUGUCAGUAUUGGAAUUGAGAGGAUAUUUUCUAUCAUGGAGCAAAAAGCAGAGGCUUCUGAAGAGAAGAUUCGGACCACAGAUACUCAAGUUCUAGUUGCAGCUGCUCAGAAGAAGCUUUUAGAAGAAAGAUUGAAACUCAUAGCAGAACUCUGGAAUGCGGGUAUCAAGGCCGAAAUGUUGUACAAGAAAAAUCCAAAGUUACUAAAUCAGUUGCAGUACUGUGAAGAGACCGGUAUUCCACUAGUGGCAAUCAUUGGGGAGCAGGAACUCAAAGACGGCGUCGUAAAGCUCAGAGAUGUUUCCACAAGGGAAGAGGUUGAUGUGUCCCGACAAUAUUUGGUGGAAGAAAUUCAAAAGAGAACCAGUCGGUUUUAAAACAUUACUAUAAAGUUAAUUCAUAUUUGGGUCCACUGAUCUGACAUUCUGACAUACAACACAAUUUUAAAUUUUUUCAGUUUCUGUGUUCUAAAUGUAAUGUAAUAAACAAGAUUUCAAAAGUGA